CAGCUUCUCUAUGCUUCGCAGCGUUAUUGUUUCCAUGAAUUUCGUGAUAUUUUGUACUUAUACAAAAUGUAGAAUAUCGAAGGCAACGAAUUCAACCAGAAUCAAUAGCCCCAAAACAUUUUUUAGUUAUUACAAUUAUACGUCGUAUUAAUAUUUUUUCUGAGAAAUCUCAGGGUAUUCACUGAAUACCUUGAAUACCCGGACGCUACGCCACUGUUUAAAGGGCCACUCCAGCCCAAAAAAAUUUUGCUGAGAUUUUGCAUAAAUUGGUAGUUAGUCGAGAAAAAGAAGCCAUCGUGAAAUUUUUUUUAAAAAAGCUUAACUCGUUUUCCAGAUAUAGACGCUCAAAGUUGAGAAUCACCGUAAAAUACGACAAAAAAAUUUUUCGGAAAAAGCACUUUGUGACGUGUGAAAGGGCUAUUGUUUCAACAUUCGGCGCUAUGGUUACACGUUCGCACUGAAAUUCGCACGACUCGGUAGAGGCUUCGAAGAGGCGAUUCAUGUCGGAAUCUCGGUUGUCGUUCUAUUUAUUUUCCUGCAUUGCGAUUGAUGUUUAGCGGAGGCUUCCAGCCAACAUGGACUAGUAAUUAAACAAACUUCACCCUGAACUCAAAUCCUAAUCUUGGCAACGCAGCAAGCUUUUCAAAAUCGAAUGCUUCACGAAUUUUCAGAUGAAGGCAUUUCUUGUCGUCGUCUCAUCUCAGGGAUUUCCUGGGAGCUGAAUAAUAAUUGAUGUCCUACCGCAUUUGAAGAAGAAUCCCACUCACAAGAUGGAAACUUUCCCGUAAGUCACAAUUCAUCCUUAUUAUCAUUUGACCAUAUUGAACGUUUGGCGAAACUCCAGGGUAUAGAGGUUGGAGGGGGUUUGGGGAAGGUGUGACACGCACCCCUAAGCAACGCAAUUUGUCGCGCUUAGAGAAAAAAGCAAAAUGUCACAUAAAAUAGUACCAAAAGUAGAAGUUUGCUUUUUUGUACCAACAAGGGGGCCUGAGCCUCCUAGCGCUACAUCCCUGUCAAUUCUCUGUGCACUACACCUUUGCCCGAGGUGCAGAUGUGUGAAAUUUUCCAGGGUUUGUCUCCUGAACUCUUUGUCUUCAUCUUCUACCAUGUUUUGCCUUCAAUUUUGGAGUUCUGCCUAUUUCAUCAUGAAAAUUGAUGCACAAUUUCAAGAUUUUGCCAGGAAUUUACACUCUUGGUUUUGAAAACAGAUGUGUCAUAUCCUCAUUCUAAUGUUUUAAAGGCAGAAUAUUUAUUUGUUAAAUUAUAUUUAACAUUGUUAAGUUAAGUUAUAUUUAUUAUAUUUAUGUUAAGUUAUAUUUGUUAAAUUUACCUUUGCUAUUCUAGCUUUGAUUCAUAUAAGCAUGGCCUAUAUCAUUUAAAUUUAUCUUUGUUUUACUUCAAAUUAAUAUCUUUAUAGCUAUUUGCUAUAGUAACAGUGGUUGCCCUUUCACCCCUAAAUAUCUCUUGGAUCCUUUUAAAUAUCUAUCUAUACUCUGAAUGCCCCCGAGUGUCCAAGGUAUUGAUUUCUUUGAUCAUUUUAUGUUAUAAUAUGACUCUAAAGUAAAUAUCACUGGUAUGUUAGUAUUUAUCCCUGUCAACAUUAUUAUUCUAGGCAUAAAAAAGGUAACAAACUCUUUUAUGGAUCAGCAGAAAGGAUCUUGCCAAAAAUACUAAAUGGAGGUUGGAGAUUAUGCGGGAGUGAUAACUUGCCCCUCUUUUCCCAGCAAGAGUUACCACAAAGACCUCAACACGUUAUUCUGUCUUUGUAUUAAAAUUUUUUCAAAGGAGUCUAUUUUUUAAAAUUAUCAAAAUUUUAUAGAUAAUUUGGUUAUAUCUAUAUAAAGUUUGCAAAUUCAAAGAUAUUAUUUUAAACUAGUAACAACAUAUAGAUAUUUUCUAGAAAUUUUGAAAUAGAUUAUUGUUUCAUUAUACUUGUUUAAGAACAUUUCUCACAUGCAAUUGAAAUUACAAAUUAGCUAGCUAGUUCACUGGCCUGAUUGUAUAUAUUUUUGAAUAUAUAAUUCAAUGUAGCUAAGUAUUCAAAUACAAACAUACAUUUGUUAUUCAAUAUUGUAGCAGGUUAAAAUUCUGAAAGCUUAAAGGAGCUGACAAGACCCCUGUAAUAGCUGCUCAAGACUCAUUGACGAUACUUGUCUCUUUAUAUAGAUAAAUUUCUGGCCUUCUAAGAAGCAUGCCGCUGCCAGGCCCUGUCUGCAAUUUCGCUAGGUUCCUGUUGACCCUUUGGACAGCCGAUGAUACUUGCCACGAAGAUACCGAGGCCGACAAUGCUUGUGACGUCAAUCCGAAGCGCUCCGAUAACUCGGUUGAAAAACAACUCAACUCAAUGGCCAAUUUACAAACGCUAAUAGCUACAAAAUGGUUAGAGAUAUGAAAAAAAUUAAAAACAGAUUAGUUUUCAGGAGGUCUGAUUACAUCGGCUUCUGAAAUAAAAAUUUUGGGCUAAGAAGGCAUCAUAGAGCCUAGCCAGUCUCCAUGGCGCCACAGGUCCACAAAAAAUAUCUAGCCAUCGACUACUCUCAGACAAUCAAUCGAUUUACACAGUUCGACGCAUUUCAGUUACCCAGAAUCAAUGAUACAGUCAACGAAAUCGCACAGUACCGAGUCUUCAGUACAAUUGACCUGCAAAGUGCCUACUACCAGAUACCUCUGAAAGAUGAAGACAAACUUUGUACCGCCUUAAAAGCCAAGGGUAGGCUUUAUCAAAUUACCUGUCUCCAUUGCGUCGUAACGAACAGCGUGGCAUGCUUCCAAAGAGAAAUGAUGAGAUUUGUUCAAAAUAAUCUAAAAGCAGUGUUUCCUUAUCUUGACAAUAUUGUUUUGGAAGCUGCUCGGAAGACUAACCUUCCAUUACUGGGAUAUGUCAUCGAGGAAGGUAUAAUUUGUUCAGAUCCAGACCGGCUAAAGCCUCUGCUAAACUUCCUCUCCCACGAAAUUCAAGAUCUCUGAAUAGGUGUCUGGGACAUUUCUCUUAUUAUUCUCAAUGGGUUCAAAAUUUCUAUGAUAGAAUAAAGCCCAUAACCAGUCACAAGGGUUUUCCUUUGUCUCAGGAAGCACAGAAGGCAUUUGAAGAAUUAAGAUCCCGUUAACACGAGAUCGGUUCCAAAAAGAUUCGUAUACAUUUGAGUUCACUUUCUCCUGUUCACACGAGAAUAAAGCCUGUUGAAUAAAGCCUCAAAUGUGCUUAUCUAAGAAUUUGGAUUGUCUCAGUUUGAUUCUCUCUCAUUACAUUAUAGUAAAGAACGUUAUUCAAAAGUUUAAUUGAUUGAUAUAUAUUUGGUCAUGGAUGAAAUGUUCUACUGUAUCUGGUAAAUUGUAUCUUAGCUGGAAGUCACCAUGCGCCCCUCCUCGUUAUUUCUAACAAAACUAUCAAAAUUAUUUUUCUAUCAAGAACAAAACUGCUCACCCGUAUACGACAUAAUACCAGCCCAUGGGUAGCAGAAACGAUAUGCCGAGUAAUGAUUUUGCCACAGAUGUUAUACUGCUGCAAUAGCAUGCUCGGUAUGUCAAGUACACAACACAGUUUGAAAGAAGCCGGAAUCGAGUCUUAGAUAUCAUCGAUGGAAAGAGCCAAGGAGUGGAACUACCAACUGUGCAUCAUGCGAGAAAUAAGAAAUGCCUAGUCGUGAUGUUUAAAUGCCAAAAUUGACUGGCACUUCGACUGUUCAAAGAUUAUUUCAAGAAAAUUUUACAUCAAAUCUUUUGCUCCCAAAAGUUCGCACAGAAGCUGGUGCACCUGAAGACAUUUCUGUUUCAGGGAUCAAAAUUACAUAACAAACUACCUGAUGCGUUGAAACAAGAACAGUCUAUAAUGAAUUUCAAAAGACAACACGGUCAACUUGACAGUAAAUUUUAACUUUUAAAUAUGUAAUUUUUCGAUAUUUUCAAAUUUGAUAUUGUAAUUCGACAUCUUUUAAUCUUCUUUUUAACUUUAAUUUUAACAGGACCUUGACUGAUAGCAGCUUCUGAGCAAGCUUAUCAAGUUUAUUAUCCUGUAUAAAUGUAGAUUAUUAUCCAUCCAGAACGGAGAACCGAGCUGUGACGCAGCAAGGUCUUCUUGCAAAGGAAAUCGAAGCUCUCGGAAACUUCAGGAUUCCGCACUUAUCGCUUCUCCGCACAAAGAGGUUGCGGUUAACAACCUCUCGCAACCUGUUCACUCGAUAGGGCAAACCAGUUCACUUCCGCCGAACAAAGUUUGUCUUCAGGUUUCUUCAGAGGAAAAAACAUUUGUAAAACAAAACCCAUUCACGAAAGGUCAGCCGCAGCCGGCCCUUGCACGCGACAGGACCGGAUCCACGCUAGGCCUUCGGGGGGAAACUACACUGAUCUAUAAAAAGUCUUGGACGAGCUUCUAAUGUGACCAGAGGGUCGCCGUUCGAGAAGAGGGCCCCAGAACAGCCCAUGCAAGGAGACGGCCUUCUCUGUCACCCCUUGCAAUGUUUUCAGCUGCUCUGGCCUUGUUUUUUUUCAGCAAUCAGACACACAGCAUUGAAGCUCUCGCUUAUCCAUAUCGUUGAAGUAUUGGUUUUGAGGAAUGGCUUCCCGCUGCUGUUUGGGGCCCUCUUCCUUUUGAAAUUAAAUGGGUUUCAAACUUUGGUGUUUCAAGACAAUGCGAAGCUCGUUCCAGUCUUUUUUAUAGAUCUGUGGUGAAACUAGCGGUUAGCUAAGUGAAGUGAAAUAGUAAGUUGUUUUCCUUUGCUGUGCAAGGUUUCAGGUUUGUGCUCUGUGCAAGGUUUGAGGUUAAUUGCAGCUUAUUACAUGGUAUUUUGAGAUGACAUCACAGCUUGAAUUUUACGUCAACGGGCGGAAAGUCGUGGAGAAAGAACCUGACCCAGAAUGGACUCUGUUGUUCUAUUUACGAGAAAAACUGAGCUUAUGUGGAACAAAACUGGGAUGUGGGGAGGGUGGUUGUGGUGCUUGCACUGUGAUGGUGUCAAUGUACGAGAAGGAGACGAAGACGAUUAAGCACAUGUCAGUGAACGCUUGCCUUGCUCCUGUUUGUGCGAUGCAUGGCCUAGCUGUUACUACAGUUGAAGGCAUCGGUAGCACGAAAACAAAACUUCAUGCAAUACAAGAAAGAAUGUCGAAGAUGCAUGCCUCACAGUGUGGAUUUUGUACGCCAGGAAUUGUGAUGUCCAUGUACACUCUUCUGCGGAAUAAACCAAUACCAUGUAUGGCUGAUGUUGAGGAGUAUUUCAAGGGGAAUCUCUGUCGUUGCACUGGCUACCGACCGAUUCUCGAGGCGAUGAAAACCUUUUGCAUUGCAGAGACGAAAGAGAGGCCAAAUGGAAAUGAAGAGUGUGACGGCGGAGAAAGCAGCAUGGUAAACAAGAUGAAUGAAUUCACGAUUGGCUUCUCUGAAAACUGUGAAAGUACAAAUGGCGAAAUUGGCAAUUCUUUAGAGAAACAAUCGCCAAAUGCUGAUAUUGAUCAUUUGAAAGAAGCACAAUUGGCAGCAAUGGAAAAUACUAAGGUGCAGAUGAAUGGGUUUCCUGAUAUGCAGGACAACAGAAACAGUUGUUGUGGAGCAGGUGAGAAUUGUUGCAAAAAGUCAACAGCUCCUGACAAAUGUACUGGCAUUAAAUUGAAGGAAUCUCUUGAAGUACCUGAUGCCACUUCUCUCAAAUUUAUUCCAUACGACCCAAGUCAAGAGCCAAUUUUCCCACCCAGUCUGCUCCUUUCCAAUGGAAUAAAAUCAGAGAGUUUGGUUUUCCCGGGUGAAAGAGUCACCUGGUACAGACCAACAACUCUAAAUGAACUAUUGUCAUUGAAGGAGCAGUUUCCAUACGCAAAGAUCGUUGUUGGAAAUACUGAAGUAGGACUUGAGACCAAGUUCAAGCACCUUGAAUAUCCUGUCUUGAUACACCCAAGUCACAUUAAAGAGUUGAAAGAAAUAUCUAUCCUGGAAAAUGGUGUGACAUUUGGGGCCUCAGUGACUCUUGAUGAAAUGGAAACUGUCUGUCGAAGAAUGAUCGAAAAACUACCGGCCUACAAAACCAGAGUGCUCAGUGCUUUUGUCGAAAUGAUGCAAUGGUUUGCAGGAAAACAAAUACGAUACGUCGCAGCAGUAGGUGGAAAUAUCAUGACUGGCAGCCCAAUAUCUGACCUAAUUCCUAUUUUUAUGGCCUCUAAAUGCCAACUUGAUGUAGCAUGCAAGAAUGAACAAAGGUCGCUGGAAAUGAAUGAAAAGUUUUACGUUGGCUAUCGAAAGACGUGCCUCAAACCAGAAGAAGUAUUAGUAUCCAUCACUCUACCAUUCACUGAAACCAACGAAUAUUUUCAAGCUUAUAAACAAGCAAAAAGACGCGAUGACGAUAUUGCAAUUGUAAAUGCAGCUUUCAGAAUGGUAGUGGAAGGAGCUUUGGUUAAGGACGCUACAUUCUGUUAUGGAGGACUUGCACCUACUUCAAAAUUGGCCCUUAAAACUAUGGAGCUUCUUCAAGGGAAACAAUUAGGAGACGGAACUCUUGAAGCAACAUUGCGGUCAAUUUGUUCUGAGUUUAAUUUGCCUCCAAAUGCUCCAGGGGGCAUGGUACGUUACAGAAGAUCAUUGGCAAUGAGCUUGUUUUUCAAGUUUUUCCUUCACGUUGCAGAAGUGAUAAAAGUUUCGACGUCUGGUCUAUUGAAACAUUGCUCCAGUGCGACAGAGAAGUUCCAUAAAGGUGUAAUUAAAAGCAAUCAGUUCUUUAAACUGUCUGAUGGGGAGAAAAAAGUAGUCGGAAAGCCGAUACCACACAAAUCAGGUGAUCUGCACACGACAGGAGAAGCCGUGUAUGUAGACGAUAUGGCCAAGACAAAAGGCGAGCUUGAAUUAGUGUUUGUCACAAGCACAAAACCCCACGCCAAGAUACUGGACAUAGACCCAUCUGAAGCAUUGCUUAUUGAUGGGGUUGUUGAUUUUGUGAGCCAUAAAGAUUUACCCCCAGAACGAAAUUUAACUGGUAUUCCUGAUUUUUCGAAUGAUGAAGAAUUGUUUGCAUCCAAAGUCGUGCACUUUGUUGGGCAAGUGAUUGGUGCUGUUGUUGCAACUGACAAAAACAUUGCGAGAAGGGCUGCAAACAAGGUAAAAGUUUCUUAUGAAGAACUGCCUGCAAUCGUGACAAUAGAACAGGCAAUUGCGGCUAAUUCGUAUUAUGGUGACUUGAUUGAGUUGAAGCGUGGAAACGUACAAGAGGGAUUUGAUAAAUGCGACCACAUCAUAGAAGGGACAAUGAGGACUGGGGCGCAGGAACAUUUUUAUCUUGAGACACAAUCAUGCAUUGUAUUUCCUUUGAAUGAGAAUGACGAAAUCAUAAUUUAUUCUGCAACCCAGUCCCCAGCUGAUACACAGAAUGCCGUUGGGAACGCGCUUGGUCUGGAUUACAACCGCAUCGUUUGCAAGACCAAAAGACUCGGAGGUGGUUUCGGUGGCAAGGAGACAAAGGCACCUAUCAUAGCUGCUGCUGUUGCUGUUGUUGCUUGUAAGGUUGGUAAACCAGUGCGAAUUAUGCUUGACAGAAACGAGGAUAUGAUGAUGACGGGGGGUCGCCAUCCAUUUUUGAGCAAAUACAAAAUUGGUUUCAACAAGGAUGGGCACAUUUUAGCAGCAAACGUAGAUUUGUAUUCAAACGCUGGCUGGAGCGUCGAUAUGUCUUUAUUGGUCCUUCAAAGAGCUGUAAUGAAUUGCGAAAAUUCUUAUUUUAUUCCGUGUUGGAGGUCAUCUGGGCGCUGUUGUAAAACAAAUCUCGCUUCCAACACUGCUUUCCGUGGAUUCGGGGCUAUGCAAGGGAUGAUGAUGGCUGAAACAUGGAUUAAUGACAUUGCAACAUUUUUGGGAAGGGACCCGGCAGAAAUCAGAGAGAAGAACAUGUACCAAGGUGGAGAGGUGACCCACUAUAACCAGGUCAUGGAACCUGGGACCAGAAGAUGCUGGGACAAAUGCAUUGAGAAGAGUAAUUAUUACAAACGCAGACAAGAGGUAGAAAUAUUUAACGAUGGAAGCAGAUGGAAAAAGCGUGGCAUUGCCAUUGUCCCUGUGACAUAUGGCGUAGGCAUCGAAGCUUCAUUUUUGAAUCGCGGCGGUGCCCUUGUGCAUAUAUACUUUGAUGGAAGCGUACUGGUUUCACACGGAGGAGUCGAAAUGGGUCAGGGAUUGCAUACGAAGAUGAUUCAAGUGGCAAGCACUGUUCUCGAGAUACCUCACAACAAGAUUUUAAUCUCGCAUACUGCAACAGACAAAGUGCCCAACACGAUUCCAACCUCUGCAAGUCACAGCUCUGAUUUGCAAGGAAUGGCUGUAAUGGACGCUUGUCAGAAACUGAUGAAGCGUUUAGAACCGUACCGACAGGAAGAGGAGACAUGGAACGACAUUGUGAAGAAGGCCUACUACGACAGAGUGUGUUUAUCAGCGACUGGUUACUACAAAACGCCAGACAUUGGCUACGACAUCAAGACGAAUACUGGACGAGCGUAUAAUUAUUACACAUUUGGAGUUGGAUGCUCUGUUGUGGAAAUCGAUUGCUUGACAGGCGACAAUAAAAUACUCAGCACUGAAAUCGUGAUGGAUCUUGGGGAGUCUCUCAACCCUGCUAUUGACAUUGGUCAGAUUGAAGGUGCUUUUAUGCAAGGCUAUGGUCUAUUUGUGCUGGAACAAUUCCAACAUACACCAAAUGGAGUGCCAUUGACAGUUGGUCCAUCGACGUACAAAAUACCUGGUUUUGGUGAUGUGCCUGAAGAAUUCAACGUCUCUCUCCUCAGUGGCUCUCCAAACGUAAGGGCCCUCUAUUCUUCGCGAGCUGUUGGUGAGCCACCAUUGUUUCUUUCCGCAUCUGCAUUUUUUGCAAUCAGGGAUGCCAUUAGGUAUGCUCGUAAAGAUGCCGGCUACAAUGGAAUCUUCAAACUAGAGGCACCAGCAACGGCAGAACGAAUCCGCAUGGCAUGUCAAGAUGCGCUGACUGAAAUGGUGCCUGAAUUCGAGGAAGGCACUUUCCAGCCGUGGUUCAUACAAGUCUGAUUUGCUUGGACAAGAUCGUUUUAACUGAAGAAGAUUGUUUGCUAUCAUUUGUUGUGCUAUUCAUUAUAUAUAUACUUUGUUUCGUACUGCAGCGAGCUUAAAGGUAAAUAGAUGCUUGGAUUUGUUGAAGCAAAACCAAAUGCAACAUUUGUAGAAAUCAACAAACUGGAGCGCUGGGUGGAAAUGGUAUUAGCUUGGAGUUAAUUUUUUUUUAAUGCUCCAGAUUGGUUGAAAGCCUUAAGGAGUAAACGAUUGAAGAUUGAAGUUGCUUGAUAUCAGUAUUCUGACUAGUAUUUUGAAGACAAUUUGUCAACCAAUAUAUUCACUGAGAGUAAGGACCCUUCUCCAUUGCUCUAAAGACUUUCGUCAGUUUUAUCCUUAUUUAAGACACCUUCCAGUAAUAUUUUUUGCUUGGAACCUUCUUGUGCAAUCAAAAUUUUGUUUCAUCUCAGACCAAUAAAAGUAAUGAAAAAAACAAUGUCAACAACUGUGUGGCAAAAGAAGAGAGUUACUGUGGAGAACUCGGAUAUUGUUGGUUGAUAUGGGCCUUCUAAACGUAGAAAAUGCAUAGAAAAGUUUAAGAGUAACAUGGUAGGCUUCGCUAUUUUGUGAUUUGCUACAUGCUUUUGCCCAGGUAAGAAUUGGGACACCCAGUUACAAGCCCACUUUUUUCUGAAAGCACCUCGAGUUUAUUGAUCGUGUGCAAUUCUUUUACCUUCCACACCGAUUUUUACAAGAACUGCGAUUCUUUAUUGGACCGGAACCUAUUCUUUCGUAAUAAAGAUAUUAGAUGUUAGAAGUAUCAGAUUUUGGUUUCAUAAGAGGAAUUUACUUCUAGUUUAAGCAAAGACUGUUAUCAAAUUCGGAUUAUAUCUGAAGAUUAAAAACGACUUAAUUGAACAAAGGAAUAAUUUACUUCGAAAAUUCCAAGCAAAAAUAUGAACCUGUGUGUGUCUUUGAUCAUGAAUUUUUGUACUCAAUGAAGUACAAAGUUCCCUUAGUAUAAUUUGAUGGAAACAUACAGGAUCUCAUCAAAUUGUUGGUCCAAAAUUCCAGUUACCUAAAGCAUCAUUUUUUUCUACUUUUAUAGUGGUAUAGCAUUGUAGACUAAUUUAUUUUAUAGUGGUAUAGCAGUGUCACACUGUGAAUUAUAUACAAGCAAAGAAGUCUGGUAAAUUCUUUGUUUUUUAAAUAAUAUUUGAUUGUUAUGAUAUUUUAUGACCAUCUCGCAUUACAAAUAUGUCAUGAUCUUUUUUAAUCGUUGAAGUUAUGUAUCACUAUGUAAUCGUUUGAAAAACAAUUUAUGUAUUAAACUGCCAAUUUAAUCUUUUUAGGUACUGUCAUAAUGAUAAGUAUGGUGCGCAUAUACCGCCAAAAAUAGCUCUUUCUAAAAUUUCAGCAACUUUCUAAAAGUUUAGUGAUCUUCUAAAAGUUCAGUUGCUCUGUCUAGUCUUAAAAUUUCAGUCAUUUCCAAAAUUUCAACCACCGUUCAACAUUUUCUAAAAUUUCAAUUACUUAAGCAACGUUUCUAAAAUUCCAAUCGCUUGCUCUGCCAGAUUUCAGUCAUGCUAGGUUAGUUCUAAUAUUGCAACCAUUUCUAAAGUUUGAACCCCCGCUUAACAUUUUCUAAAAUUUCAAUCACUCUAAAGUUUCAGUGGCUUUUCCAAAAUUUCAAUGGUGAAUGUUGAUAACCUCUUCCUAAACUUUGCCAAGCAGCCUCCUUUUCCACCAUUUCCCCGAGAAAGUAAGUGCAGGUGGCAGCAUGGCUGGCAUUAUUGCUUCAAAAAAUCCAUGACCCCGGAUAUGCAAAAAAACUCAAAUAAUGAAACAUUUCUAGAAAAAUUUUUUUUGUUCGAAACAACCUAAAAAGCUUUAAAAUACGUCCGCAACACCAUUUGUGGAGUUUCCAAUGAAUUUCAGGCCCGUACCUCUCAAAAAGUUGAUCUUUCGCAAUCAAUUCUUAUUCUUCUGAUCGUGUCACAAACCAAAUCAGCAGCGGACCAUCGUUGUAGCAGAGAAGCUUCCGCCAUGACUUUCCUAUAUGCUGGAGCACAAAAGGAGGCUGCUUGGCAAAGUUAGAAAGAGCUAUUUUUGGCGGUAUAUGCGCGCCAUAGAUAAGUGGUACUCAGUUUUUUGUUUGAGAUAUGGAUAUGUUGAAAGAUUGAA
Rhopilema esculentum is the source of this 11176-nucleotide messenger RNA. The record is from RefSeq and is a predicted model, not a curated record. NCBI's taxonomy places the organism in Eukaryota, Metazoa, Cnidaria, Scyphozoa, Rhizostomeae, Rhizostomatidae.